This is a messenger RNA of Notothenia coriiceps (black rockcod), 480 nucleotides long. Lineage: Eukaryota; Metazoa; Chordata; Actinopteri; Perciformes; Nototheniidae. The record is from RefSeq and is a predicted model, not a curated record.
AUGACGGAGGCACUGAUCAAGGUUUUGUGCCUCGUAAAGGUGGACCUGGUGCUGCCGGUGAGCAAGGUGCACUUUGACCUGACUUCAGUCCUGUCAACACUGGCUCAGAACGCCGUCAUCAUGGAAACCAAAGGCCUGACGCGCUGCCUGCUUAGUGAAGUCACCACGAAGACGGGAGAGAAAGAGACGCUCUUCAACACGGAAGGCAUCAACAUGCACGAGCUGUUCAAGCACAGCGAUGUACACGCAGUGAUGUCCGGCUCGGGACAUUUCUCCUCCGUGACGUCUGUAGAAGUCGUCCCUUCCUCUUCUUCCUCAGACGUCCCCCUGCUGGCAUCUGAGGAAGAGUCGUCUGGACUGUCGUUCCAGCUCGCCUCUCUGGAUGAAGUCGGGGUUUUAAACUUCUGGGUGGUGCUGGAGCUCCCUAAAGCCAAUGAGGCCGGCUCUCCCACAGAUUUAGGUAAGGAGGUCAGGUAUUAG